AACUUCUGGACAGGGUUAAAAUCUGCAGAGAGGGAGGAAACUGGAGCGUUCUGGCCAGCAGCAAAGCAGAGUUUCCUCUGUGUGAAGGACAGGAAAUAUGUUUUUUUUUGUUCUCUCUGUCUGUCUCAGCUGCUGCAGAGAAACAGCAGGGUUAGUGAGAUCAGAGAGGGGAGGGGAAUGGUAGGAGCGGCCUGAAUAAUUGAUAACUCUCGCCUCUUUCAUUGGCGAUCAGCUGGAGGAAGAGAGCGCACCGUGGGGGCUGAUCAUGACAACGCUUUGACACUGCAGCGUCUGAAACAAGCCCAGGCAAGCUCCCGCUUUCCAGCGGCUCCUCGCUGACAAAUGUAGGGCAGUCGGUCUGGGUCAUCGCUCAUCCCUCACCAACCACCCCCUAAAUCCCCCUCCCAGCAUCGAAAAGGAAACAUGUGAUAACGAAGGGAGGAAAUAUUCGAGUCUCCGGGAACGCAGAUGCAGAGCUGCUGGAAAAUGAAACUGCAGAAUGAAAAGACUCUGGGCCAUUCUGCCAGUCGUUCCAGCAACAUCUCAAAGGUUGGUAGCCCGACUUCAGUGACCGCUCCUCGCAGUUUCUCCCAGACCUCGGUCAGUCCCUCGGACCAGGACAUCUGCAGCUCAGACGCUGUUCCCCGUGAGCGUGCGGCACACAGUCCUGUGCAGACUGCGGUUGUCCUCCUGAGUAGGCCCGAUGGCAGCCCUUCCCUGCCACCUGGGGCUGCCACCACCAGCACCGUCAUCAGGCAAGACCUGACCCCGAGAGCCAGGAAGCGAAGCUCUGUGGGAGAGGAGUUGGCCCAUUUCCUUUGGUCGGGGGAUCGGCUGAACCAUUCCAAGUCUCUCAAUGACAUGCACACGAAGCCCCGCGAUCGAACCGACAGCGGCCUGAGCUUUGGUGACAAGACGUGCUCCGAUGGCAAGUUAACGCCAUUGCUGGGGACGAGGACCAAGAAACUGCAACGCGGCAAAAAGCAGGAGCGUUCUUCCAAGGCUCGGAGAUACAGCCUGAGCUCUCAGGUGCUGCCCUCUGGCUCGGGCCUAAACAACAGCCGCUUGACGAAAGACGGCCUGUGUGUCGUGGAAGUUGCAGUCAGCGACGGCGAGCCCAGCACUCGGAUGUCGUACCUGUAUCGCUGCUUCUUCCCUUCCUCGCGCGCCCCCAGUGGGUACACACUGAGGACCCUCCUGGAGCCCAAGCAGUGCAGCCCGCGAUUGCCCGUCGCCAAGUCGUCUGCCGACUCCUUCUGCUCCGGCGACAUCGGAGACGACGAUGUUUUUGAAGAUGAUUCCGCUGCUGCUGGUUUGGAAGUGAACGCUGGAGACCAGCGAGCUCCUCUUUGCUCAUUCGAGGGAGACAGCGACCUUGAACGUCCUUCCCUGACGUCUCUGAAAUGGUGCCCCACGUCCCCUCUCUCACCAUCCUGGGAAGUGUGCAGGAUCUGUCACUGUGAAGGAGAUGAUGAAGGACCCCUCAUCACGCCGUGUCACUGCACCGGGAGCCUCCGCUACGUACACCAAGCCUGUCUCCAGCAGUGGAUCAAGAGCUCUGACACUCGCUGCUGUGAGCUCUGCAAAUAUGAGUUCAUCAUGGAAACCAAAUUAAAACCACUGAGAAAAUGGGAGAGGUUGCAGAUGACGUCCAGUGAGAGGAGAAAGAUACUGUGCUCUGUCACAUUCCAUAUCAUCGCCAUUACCUGUGUGGUGUGGUCACUAUAUGUCCUCAUUGACAGGACAGCGGAGGAGAUAAAACAAGGCCAGACCAGUGGUAUUUUGGAGUGGCCAUUCUGGACUAAGCUGGUGGUUGUGGCAAUUGGCUUCACUGGGGGACUUGUGUUCAUGUACGUGCAGUGCAAAGUGUACGUGCAACUGUGGAAGAGACUGAAGGCAUACAACAGGGUCAUCUACGUGCAGAACUGCCCAGAGAGCAGCAGGAAAUGCGUCGGGGAGAAGCCGCCACUGACUGAGCAGAACCUGGAGAACAAGGAAGAAUCUUCGGUCCAACGGUUAGGGAUUAACUCUCUGCAUUGCACAGAGCCUGAGGACUGUGGGGUGGGGAUACUAAAUGUGUAGGGUUUACACUACAUGGACUCUCUAUGUGGGGAGCAGAUUUGACCCAACGUACCCUGUCAGUUACUGCUGAGAUGGUGUGCAACACUAGAUUUCCAGCUAGGCCUAAUUUUGAUCUCCAGUGAAGAUGGACUGGACAGGGUGAUCACGUCAUGUCUGGCAAUCAUGGUUAAGAUUGUUCCCCUGCUCGCUCUCUCUCUCGCUCACACUCUCUCGCUCUCUUCCCUCUGUUUCUCUGUGACUCUAAAGUUUUGCAACAGGGUGAGAGGUACUUCUGAUCUUCGGGAAUCCACCGUUCCAAACAACAUUUCAACAUACUACUGAGGUGAUCGUUUGCUGAUAUCACUGCAAUCUCAAACAAAGACUCUGUUUUGCCAGUGACUUUGCAAAAAACAAAAUAGACUCCACAAUUACCGAAACACCAAGUAGCAAACUAGCACUUUUAAUGAGGCUUUUCUUUUGUAUCAAAGUUUGUGUGUCCUGUGACAGUAUGUUUCGGUGUAAUUCUGAUUGUAUGGAAAUAAGUCCCAAUAUUUUUUAUUUCAUGUUGAAGAAGUUUUUGACGAAAGUUGUAAUAAUUUCAGACUGGGGAUAACUAAACCUCGCGACAGUCAGGUUUAUUAUUUUCAAUGAUUCUUCCAAAAGGUCCUUGAGAAAGAUUUUAUUUACCAAGAUAAUCUCACUGGCUACAUCUCAAGUGCAAUUAUUCCCCUUUUUUUGUUGAAUUGUUUCUUUUCUAAUAUUAUGAUGUCUCCAUUUUUAGAAACCAGCUCCUUCUGUUGUCUUUCCAUUGUUUUGGAUAAUUAUUUAUUGGAAAAUACAUGUGUAAAAAGAUGCACUUGGAAAGUCUGGGACCAGAAUCUUUCCUUUUAUAUGCAGGUUUGUUAUUUAGUCAUUGUUAUAAGCAGCAAGACAAAGGGAAACAAAUACUACUUCUAUAAGUUAUUAAUAUAAAUUUUAAGAUAUCAUUUAUUUCUAUUUGUUUAUAAAUGUAGCAGCUUUUUGCAUCUAAAGUUUCUAAAUUUGUAUUGUCACCACCAAUAUUUGAACUUGAGGGCAUUGUGUGGCCACUUACCACUGACCUUUGAACUCAAACGCCCAGUACCUAUAUGCAGGCCGUGCCUCCAAAAUGGCCGACUUACCACCAGGCUCAUGUUGCCAUGGAGAUUAAAGCCAAACUCCCCUUUUGUUGUCAGGGAAUCUGGAAAUAUACCAUUUUAUGAGGGAGGAAAUUCUAUGAUCUUUUCUAUGUUGCCAAGACGCCCAGGAUUGUCAAUUAGCAAAACCAAUUUCUCAUAAACACGAAACAUUUAAUCAAAGCAUUCCUUCAAAGAAAAUGAUACAUUUUUUUAACAAUGUGAAAGAAGAACGAUAUCAUUACCUGGAAAAAAGAUUCACCUGCCAAAAGUAUUCUUGCCAUUGUUUCUUCUUUAACUACAUUGCAGCUAUAACCCAUCACCAAUCCUGACUUUUUGUGAAUGUCGUCACAAAUGGCUCUAGCCUGCGUUUGCAAUUCUGCAUUUUUUUAAAAAGGAAAGCUAAAUUAAAUUCAAGGCUCCUGUUUGAAUGGAUUUCCAUGGCUGUUCAAGGAGUGGUCAGUGCCACUUUGGGAUGAGAAUUGCACCUAGUUCAUUAGUUGGGUGAAAGGAAUUUCUUGGUACAGUCAUUUGAACUGUAUUUAAAAUGUAUAGUUUUGUACUUCAUUGUGUUUUUAUUUCACAGUACAGUAUUAAAUGUAUAGUCUACUACAUUGUUGCAUAGUU
This is a messenger RNA of Hemiscyllium ocellatum (epaulette shark), 3842 nucleotides long. RefSeq lists its product as uncharacterized. Gene Ontology annotation, biological process: protein polyubiquitination; immune response; antigen processing and presentation of peptide antigen via MHC class II. Gene Ontology annotation, molecular function: MHC protein binding; zinc ion binding; ubiquitin protein ligase activity. Gene Ontology annotation, cellular component: early endosome membrane; lysosome; late endosome membrane. NCBI's taxonomy places the organism in Eukaryota, Metazoa, Chordata, Chondrichthyes, Orectolobiformes, Hemiscylliidae. The transcript is spliced from 7 exons. The record is from RefSeq and is a predicted model, not a curated record. Bases 469 to 2082 code for a protein of 537 amino acids.